Molecule: messenger RNA, 7062 nt
Organism: Biomphalaria glabrata
Lineage: Eukaryota; Metazoa; Mollusca; Gastropoda; Planorbidae
Exons: 24
Coding region: 234-5687 (1817 amino acids)
Molecular function (GO): protein binding
Source: RefSeq, a predicted model, not a curated record
AAAUGUAGAUCUAGAUCUAGUAUCUAGAUCUAGAUCUAGUCUAUAUUUUGCUGGUUUGACAAGAACUUAGAAAGUCAAAAUGAAGGCGUCCAUCGCAUAAGGUGCUAUAAAAGUAUAAUAUAAUAAUAUGCAUGACUAAAUGCAUGACGCGUAGGACGUAAUCAUCUUCUUUUUUGAAGUAACGUCUGAUAGUUGCAUACAUAGGCCUACAAGAUUCUAACUGAAAUUUGACCAUGGAGAAUAAAAGACUUAUUUUUGACAAAAUACUUUCUGGUAGUUUGGAUAAACUGCCUAAUACACCUGUUUUGUCAAUAAGAGUGUUUUUUAGCUCAACUUUUACAGACAUGACCGAAGAAAGGAAUAUUUUAAUGAACAGAUCAGUGCCUGAAAUCAGAAAAUAUUGUAGUGAAAAAGGUUUUGACUUUGAGGUAGUAGACAUGCGCUGGGGUGUUAGAGAAGAUGCUUAUGCUGAUCACAAGACUACAGAUAUUUGUUUAAGAGAAAUAGAAAACUGUCAGCUGACGUCUGCUGGGCCAAAUUUUGUGGUUUUUGUUGGCGAUAAAUAUGGCACAAGACCUUUACCUAAUAUGAUACCUGUCACAGAAUUUCGUCUCUUUCGGCGCUUGGCAUCAUGGAUGGAUUUGAAGUUUGAAACAAUAGAAAAGUGGUAUCUGCUGGAUACUAAUUCUGUACCACCUUCUUACCGCAUUCAAUCAAUCACAACCUACUUACCUCACUUUAAUGACAUGGAUCCAGCCCAUGAAAAUGACAGGCUAAUUCAUCAGAAUGGCUGGGAGUCAGAAGAAAGAAAUAUGAAGCACAUUUUAAGGAAACUGGCUCAAGUAGCAUUUGAACAGAAAAAAAUUGCUUCAAAAGAUUGUAAUAAAUAUUUUGUCUCAGUGACAGAGAAUGAAAUAGAAAAAGGCAUAUUUUCUUUUUCAAAAAUCAAAGACAGGGUAAUUUAUUUCCAUCGAACUCUUUCAAAUAUAAAUAUACAGAGUCCGAAUGCAAAAAGAUUUAUAGAUCUAGCUGAAGAUGGAAAACUAGAUGAAGAAGCCAGAGAACUCAGAGAGAUUCUUCACAACAAAACUCUCCCAGCAAAAGUUCCUGAUAAUCAAACUGCUAAGUUCAUAGUUGACUGGACAGCUAAAGGUGUUGAUCCUAAAGAUGAGAGACACAGCAGAUACUUGUCAACUCUCUGUGAGACUUUUGAGUCUAUGAUGAGGGAGCAGAUUGAUGUAUGUGUUAAAACAGCGGCAGAACAAAAAAUAGAGAAUACGAUUGUGGCUGAGGCACUGUUUCAUCUUCAGUUUUGUUUGGUGAAAUGUGAGUGUUUUUAUGGACAGGAGGAAAGUAUUACAAAUGUUUACCAGCUCAUGCAUACCUCUUUUACUUCAAAUGAAAGCAGUAAUUCUAGCAUAGAAAAAUCUGAACCUGACCUGCUGGAGGAAUUGCAAGACCAUCAAGAUGAUAUUAACAAAGAGAUAGAUCAGAGAGUUCAAGCAUCUAAAGGGAAGGAAUCUGAUGAACAGAGGGGACCAACAGUAGGAAUUGGAGAUGUUGAUUACAAUGCAAGCUUUGAUCCUGACAGAAAUAUUAAACAACACCUCUUAUCAUUCAAAAUGACUAGUCAAGUCAAACAACCUGUUAUAUUGUAUGGAGAAUCUGGCUGUGGUAAAACUUCAAUCAUGGCACAGCUUGCACUCAAAGUCAAGACACAGCAUGUUUCAUCAGUUGUUAUCAUACGAUUCCUUGGGACCACCUCACAUUCAUCAAACGUAAGGUCUUUGCUCAUCAGUUUACUGAACAACAUUUGGGCUGCUUACAAGGUCAACCAGCCAGCUGAUCUAGACUUAAGCUCUGAUAUAAUUUUUCUUGGGCAUUAUCUUCAGGCACUCAUAUGGCAGGUGGCUACCCCAGAACGCCCUCUCUACAUAUUUUUAGAUUCCCUGGACCAGCUGUCACUGAUAGAGCAAGCCCACAGACUGGCCUGGUUACCAUCUUUACUUCCAGAGAAUGCUUCUAUAGUUGUGUCAACUCUACCCAAUGAAUAUGGUUGCUUACAAAGUGCCAGACAACGUUUCUCAAAAACUGACCACUUUGUCCAAGUCAGUGAUCUGAAAACUGAAGCUGCCAAUAAAGUCAUUGCAGAAGUCUGUAAUCGCAAAAGUCGAACGCUUACUAGAAUACAAAGAAACUUUUUAAUUGAAAAAUUUCAGAAAUGCCCUAACCCUCUGUACCUGAGAAUGAUUAUUGAUCAAGCUUUGAAAUGGAGAUCUCAUCUAGAAGUGAAUGAUGUUAUUGUAGGUUCUGACACAAAUUUUGCUGUGAGCCAUGUGCUUAUAGAUUUAGAAAGAGAACAUGGCCAGGUCAUUGUCUCAAAGGCUUUAGGUUACCUGACUUCUAUGAGACAAGGAGCCAGUAUGCUAGAGAUGGAAGAUAUUCUCUCCCUGGAUGAUGAAGUCCUUCAAAAUACCUACAUAUACCAUCUUCCCCCUGCCUCUGAUUUCAUUCGCCUGCCUCCUUCACUUUGGGCUCGGAUUAUGAUGGAUGUGAAAGAUUACAUGACAGGGGAAGGAAUCAGUGGACGACUUAUUCUCACUUGGUAUCAUCGCCUGUUUAAACAAGUCGCCACUGAAAGAUAUCUGAAUGAAGAAAAUAGGCUAUCUAUUCAUAGAGUUAUUGCUGAAUAUUUUCUUGGACACUGGCGUAACAAAUGCAAGCCACUAAAAUUGUUCAAGGGUAAAACUGGCUUGUACCCAAACAGCAUGAGAGGGGUUCCAGAACAGCCUCUUAUCUUUCCAGAUGGAAGUUUAAAUAGGCGUAAACUUCAGGAACUUCCUUAUCAUCUGGCUUUGGCUGGAAUGUGGAGGGAAUACCACAAAGAAAUCAUUUGCAACAUUGACUUUUUAGUUGCCAAGAUCAAGGCCUUUGGUGUCUCUGAGCUCAAGGCUGACCUAAUGUUUAUGUCAAGUCGGAAAGUGUUUCUACAGGAUUCCGAACAUGUGACAAGCGUUCAUAAAACAAAGUUGAAUUUUGAGGAGUCUUUCAUCAAAGAAACAGAUUUAUGGGUCAUUGAAGAUAAGAACAUGGAUGAGAAAAUGAACAGAAUUGAUUUGAUCAGUGCUUUGAAUGAUUUAGAGUUAUUAACAGCUAUUGUGAACAUUGGUGUGGACUCUAUUCGCCAUAAUCCAAACAAUUUACCUGUACAAAUUAUUUGUCAACUUGGGAAAGAUAGGGCAACAUCAUAUGGUAUGCAAAAGUUAGUGGCAGAUGCAUUCAAGUGGAUAGAUGACAAUAAUAUUCCAAUGCUCUUACCAGUUGAUGCUUGCAUGACGUCACCUGGUGGGAUGCUUCAAACAUCUCUCAAUGCUGAUAUUCACCUUCUAGGGGCUGAAAGAACUCAUGAUUUUCCUGUAGUUCACAUCAAGGAAGACAACUACCUGUAUCUCAUUCAACAGACAUCCAGGCAGAAAGAUACUUUUGUUGUGCUAGAUUUAAAGCAGGCUGGGGAAACAGUUUUAGAAGAAGCAGCACAAGGCUAUGUGCAUUCAAUACGAGCCAACACCAGUGAAAAGUUUCUGAUUGUUUGUUUCUACAAAGAGCUAGGCAAAUACGAUUACAAAUUAUUUAGUCGUCUGUAUGAGAGGAGUUAUCUUUCACCAUACAAAACAGACAAAGAGGCCAGAAGUAUUGAUGUCACUGCCAGUGGUGACAUAGUUGCAUAUACUCAUGAAAAUGCAUGCUACGUUUGUUCACCCAACUCUGAAAAAUUGAUAUUGAUGACACUGUAUCAACUAACACUUGACGAGACGAUCCUUAAUGUUUUAUUUUCUCCUGAUGCUCAUUACCUGGUGACAUUUGUUACAAGUGAUGGCUUCAUCGUCUGGCUACCACAUGAUGGAGGAUCAGUUUUUAAAAAUGAAGGUUCUAAAAAGCAAAUUAUUUUUUCAAGGGACUUAUCAGGUCAAAAAGUUCACAUAACUGACAAAAAUAAAUUACUGCAGGUAAAGUCUGACUAUAACAACAGAAAUACUCUGUAUGUAUUUGAUCUGGUCACUGGAAAUCUUUUGUAUGAGCUUCAAAACACUGAACUCAAGUAUAGCAUAAAUUUCCUUGAACUGGAUAAGAAGGAAGAACUUGUAUUGGUUUCAUCUGAAGAAGAUGUUGUGACUAAUGGUGACUACAAUAAGUCAGCUGUAUUAUGGGAUAUUAAUUCCGGCAAGCUAUUGAGUUUGGUGACCAGUACAUCACCUAUUUGUGCUACUAAAGUAACAAUCAUCCAUGAAAAUAUUUACAUAUUUGUUGCCCAUGUGAGAGACCCGACAAUUUAUGUUUACAACGCUGGUAACAGAAACAACCCUCAAGAAAAAGCAAAACUUAUUCAGCAGAUUCAGGGUCACACCAAGGAUAUUAUUCAAAUUCUAUUGUCAGCUGUUGAUAAUGAUGACAGUGUCAAGCUUAUAACUGUGUCAUGUGACAACUCCAUCAAAAUCUGGGAUCUACAGCAAGUCAUUCAGCCAACCCUAGAGUCUGCAGAUGUCAAUUUGGGAGCUUCAACUAGCUUAAUUUACAACAAGGAUGGCUCUAAAGUUUAUUUUACAACAGAGAAAGGAUUUCUCAUAGAGCAGUCAAUACAGACAGGAACUAUAGAUCCUCUAGAUUCCUCAUUUGGAAAAGCUGCCCACAUCUUACUUCUGUCACAUGAUGGAAACCUUUUAAUGGCAGCUGUAAAGAAUAACAUUUAUGUUUACAGUGUUGAGACAAGAAAACAAAAGUUUGUUCUUAAAUCUUGUGGACACUCAGACAUUACCUGCAUGUCAGAAAAUAAUUUAAUACUAUGUGCUGGGCAUGCUGGGAUGGAAGGAACUGGAAGAUUUUGGAAUCUUACUGAUGGCACUGUGAUAAAAGAUUCAUCCUUUUUGUACUCAUUCUACAAAGCUGCCAUAAGCUCUGAUGGAAAGAAGUUUGGGUUGACAUUCUUUGAUUUCCCACUGACCAUCAAUCUGAAUGGAGAAGAGAAUGCAGACAAUCCAAGUCUGAACAUGGAACAAGUUGACACAAUGAUGUCCACAUGUGCACAUUUAAUUUUCACUCCCGAUGGUCAAAUGUUGGUCUCUGGCAGUUCUGAUGGGAGAGUCAGGAUUGUUGACAGCCAAACUGGGCGUUAUCUUCAUACCAUGUUUCAGCGAUCAUCUAUAACAACCAUGCUGAUAACUUCUGACAGCCAACAUCUGCUGACAGGAGGCUACAGAAAUGUUUAUAUCUGGAACAUUGGUCCCAGACAUCCACCAGAUCAACAAGGUCAACUUCUGGUCAAGUUGACCCCACACAGGAACUUCAUCACCUGUAUGCAACUGGUAAGAGGUGACAGCUACUUAAUAACAGCCUCCCUAGACAAAACAGUAUCCAUCUGGAGCUUGAGCUCUAGGACCACCCUGUGCAGCUUUCAGUAUCACUGCUCUAUAGACAUCAUGGUAGCAGCUCCUGAUCUCUCUACUAUUUCUUUUAUACCUGAGAAAGCACCAACCCUUGGAGUACUGACACUAAACAAAAGCGGAAGAGAAGUCUUGAGCAACAUGCCAGUAAUUCCGGUGAAUGAUCAAUUAAUAAAGGCUCAGGCCAUGGCAUUGGUUUUCUCAAGUCAGCAAAUAAGUGACAGAUCCACCACUUGCACAUUAAUUUAAAUUGUGACAUUACAUGAAUCUGUCACUCCAUGAAAAUCUCAGUCGCAUUAGGCUGAACUGUAAAUAUCUAACUGACUUCUCAAAAACUUAAAUAUAUGCCAUCUGUAAUUGAAGGAACACAAGAUAAAUAUAUAGUAACAAAUACUAUUUCAAUUAUAAUAAACAUGUUUAAUUCACCAACAUGCUCAUGUUCCAGAAAAUAAAAUAUGUGAUACGGUUGGUGCAUUUGUCAUUGUAGGUCAGACAAAACUGUCACUUAGUGUUAAAACAUGUUACAUUUGGGAUUCUUCAAUACAAAGCCAUACACCAAAAAAUAUAUAUUAGAUAUAAUGAGUGAUAGUUAAAACACAAUGUACUGAUUCAUUUCAAAACCAAACACUGUCACUACUGCACAAUACUCAAAGGCAUGGAACCAGUGACACCAAUAAAUUCUGACUAGUUUCUAUUUUUUUUAACAGGCUAAGAUUGUUGGUAGACUACAAAUAAAUGCCUGUAAACAAAUUUAUGACAUGACAGGAUUUUAAAUAUAUUUUGUAAUAGUUUAAAAACAAUAUUGAAUUAUGCAUUUUCUUAUCUUUGUUUUUUUUUAAUGCAUUAAUUAGUAAAUUCCCCCAACCCCUUUUUUUUUUCAAAAACUAUCAUCUUAUGGGAUUUUAUAUUUAUAUAGUGGCCAAUUCUUUUUUUUUCUGUGGUCAAUACAAUUAAAAUGUACAUUAUAAAAAUCCUAAAUAAUAAUAAUUUCUUAAUUUAAAUCAAAGAUGAGAUUUCUUUACAUAAAAAAGUUUUUAAUCUUGCCCAAUACAUUUCCUUCAAAGUUCUAGAAUGAAAUUAUACAUAGAAUAUACAUACUAUGGAUAAUGCCAUCAUUUUUCUUUGAAAUAGUUAUACAAGUCUUAUUUAUCUCAAACCAGAACAAAUGCCUACAGCUAUCAUUCAUAGUUUCUUUUUUGUUUUGAAUAUUGAAAAAGCUCUCUAUAAUCAGGUCUCAACUUGGUUGUUAAAACAAACAAAAAACAUAUGUUCAAGUGUGAAUAUAAUUGAACAAAGAUGAAGCUGAAAUAAAGAUUUGAUUUUGUCCUGCACAUUCUACUUUGUUCUCACAGUUUAAAACAUAAUUAAUGAUUUUGUUUGUUUACACUGUCAAGUUUAACUAUUAGUUCCUGCACAUAUUUAUUAUCCAGCACUUGCUAAAUGUACAAUUUCUCAUUUAUUUUUAUGAAAUGGUCUGUACUGAAUUUACAAUGUUUGGUAGGCUAUACUCUACAGGGCACAAUUGUUUUAAAAGUGCUAUAAUUUUAAGUUUUAAAAAAAACCAAGGAUGGAGAUAUUCUUUUUUAAGCUAAAUGCACAAUAAAAUUGAGUAGUCUGUUUUCUA